Pongo pygmaeus (Bornean orangutan) is the source of this 10016-nucleotide messenger RNA. It is a transcript of the gene RAPH1, whose product is annotated as Ras association (RalGDS/AF-6) and pleckstrin homology domains 1. Lineage: Eukaryota; Metazoa; Chordata; Mammalia; Primates; Hominidae. The record is from RefSeq and is a predicted model, not a curated record. Gene Ontology annotation, biological process: signal transduction. The coding region runs from base 473 to 4387 and encodes 1304 amino acids. The transcript has 17 exons. Gene Ontology annotation, cellular component: cytosol; plasma membrane.
GCGCGCGGCCCCGCGCGAGUCGGCCCUACAGUCUGCAGUCCGGCCCUCAACCCCGCCUUCUGCGUCUCGGCUGGACGCGACCACACUCUGCUCCGCCGCCGCGGGGCGCUGCGGCCACCCCGCCCCCGCUCCCGCCGCCGCCCGCCGGUCAGUCAGUCAGUCAGUCAGUCAGUCACCGAGCGCGCGGCGCGGGAGCUACCGGCACUCGCUGCGUCUCUGGCGAGGGAGCGCCGCGCCUGGGGAGGAGGCGGAGGCAGCGGCUGGAGGAGCGCGAGCGGCUGUUUCCUUGCCGCGGGCCGCGACGGUAGCGGGGGCCGCGGGAAGGCCGACCGCCUGCCGCGGCACGGGAGCACACACCUGUAAUCCCAGCACUUUGGGAGGCCGAGGUGGGCGGAUCACCUGAGGUCAGGAGUUCAAGACCAGCCUGGUCAACAUGAUGAAACCCUGUCUCUACUAAAAAUAAAAAAAUUAGAUGGAGCAGCUAUCAGAUGAAGAAAUUGAUCAUGGUGCUGAAGAAGACAGUGACAAGGAAGAUCAGGACCUGGACAAAAUGUUUGGAGCCUGGCUUGGAGAACUAGACAAACUCACUCAGAGUUUGGAUUCUGACAAGCCCAUGGAACCAGUAAAAAGAUCUCCUCUUCGCCAGGAAACAAACAUGGCCAACUUUUCUUAUCGCUUCUCCAUAUACAACUUGAAUGAAGCUCUGAAUCAGGGAGAGACUGUGGAUCUGGAUGCCUUGAUGGCUGAUCUUUGCUCUAUAGAGCAGGAGCUCAGCAGCAUUGGUUCAGGAAACAGUAAGCGUCAAAUCACAGAAACGAAAGCUACUCAGAAAUUGCCCGUUAGCCGACAUACAUCGAAACAUGGCACCUUGAAAGGAUUAUCUUCUUCAUCUAAUAGGAUAGCUAAACCUUCCCAUGCCAGCUACUCCCUGGAUGACGUCACUGCACAGUUAGAACAGGCCUCUUUGAGUAUGGAUGAGGCUGCUCAGCAAUCUGUACUAGAAGAUACUAAACCCUUAGUAACUAAUCAGCACAGAAGAACCGCGUCUGCAGGCACAGUGAGUGAUGCUGAAGUACGCUCUAUUAGUAAUUCCUCCCGUUCCAGCAUCACUUCUGCAGCCUCCAGCAUGGACUCUUUGGAUAUUGAUAAAGUAACACGCCCUCAAGAGCUGGAUUUGACACAUCAAGGGCAGCCAAUUACUGAGCAUGCUAUUUCUCUGAGAUGUUCCAGCAAGCAGACCAAGCGUCAUAUUGACUUCACAGAAGAACAGGCUGAGCUGACACCUCACUCCUAUCUGGACAGGGAAACCUCCCUUCUUCUGAGAAACAUUGCAGGAAAACCUUCUCAUUUGCUGACCAAGGAAGAACAGGCAGCAAAAUUGAAAGCUGAGAAGAUCAGGGUUGCCCUAGAGAAAAUUAAAGAGGCACAAGUGAAAAAGCUGGUGAUUAGAGUCCACAUGUCUGAUGACAGUUCUAAAACAAUGAUGGUGGAUGAGAGGCAGACAGUAAGACAAGUACUGGAUAACCUGAUGGACAAAUCCCACUGCGGUUAUAGUUUAGACUGGUCACUGGUAGAAACUGUUUCUGAAUUACAAAUGGAGAGAAUCUUUGAAGACCAUGAAAACUUGGUUGAAAAUCUUCUUAAUUGGACAAGAGAUAGCCAAAACAAGCUUAUAUUUAUGGAGCGUAUAGAAAAAUAUGCACUUUUCAAAAACCCACAGAAUUAUCUUUUGGGGAAAAAGGAAACAGCUGAGAUGGCAGAUAGAAACAAAGAAGUCCUCUUAGAGGAAUGUUUUUGUGGAAGUUCUGUAACUGUACCAGAAAUUGAAGGAGUCCUCUGGUUGAAGGAUGAUGGCAAGAAGUCCUGGAAAAAGCGUUAUUUUCUCUUGCGAGCAUCUGGUAUCUACUAUGUUCCUAAAGGAAAAGCAAAGGUCUCUCGGGAUCUGGUGUGCUUUCUCCAGCUGGAUCAUGUCAACGUUUAUUAUGGCCAGGACUAUCGGAACAAAUACAAAGCACCUACAGACUAUUGUCUGGUGCUGAAGCAUCCACAAAUCCAGAAGAAAUCUCAAUAUAUCAAAUACCUUUGUUGUGAUGAUGUGAGGACACUGCAUCAGUGGGUCAAUGGGAUCCGCAUUGCAAAGUAUGGGAAGCAGCUCUAUAUGAACUACCAAGAAGCCUUGAAGAGGACAGAGUCAGCCUAUGAUUGGACUUCCUUAUCCAGCUCCAGCAUUAAAUCAGGAUCCAGUUCUUCCAGCAUCCCAGAGUCUCAGUCAAAUCACUCCAAUCAGUCUGAUAGUGGAGUUUCUGACACCCAGCCAGCAGGACACGUCCGUUCCCAGAGCAUCGUGAGCUCCAUAUUCUCUGAAGCCUGGAAACGAGGCACUCAGUUGGAAGAGUCCAGCAAGGCCAGAAUGGAGUCUAUGAAUCGGCCCUACACUUCACUUGUGCCCCCUUUAUCCCCGCAACCUAAGAUAGUCACCCCCUACACUGCUUCACAGCCUUCACCACCUCUACCUCCUCCACCACCCCCACCUCCUCCUCCACCACCCCCACCACCCCCCCCUCCUCCCCCACUCCCCAGCCAGUCUGCACCUUCUGCAGGCUCAGCGGCCCCAAUGUUCGUCAAGUACAGCACAAUAACACGGCUACAGAAUGCAUCUCAGCAUUCAGGGGCCCUAUUUAAGCCGCCAACACCCCCAGUGAUGCAGCCACAGUCAGUGAAGCCUCAGAUCCUGGUACCCCCCAAUGGAGUUGUUCCACCACCCCCUCCCCCUCCUCCACCCCCAACCCCAGGCUCUGCCAUGGCCCAGCUAAAGCCUGCACCGUGUGCCCCAUCCCUUCCACAGUUCAGUGCCCCGCCUCCUCCACUGAAGAUCCAUCAAGUUCAACAUAUUACUCAGGUGGCUCCCCCAACACCCCCCCCACCUCCUCCUAUCCCUGCACCCCUCCCUCCCCAAGCUCCCCCAAAACCCCUUGUGACCAUCCCCCCACCAACCAGCACCAAGACUGUGGCACCUGUUGUGACUCAAGCUGUACCACCCACACCUACUCCUCCAGUGCCCCCAGCAAAAAAGCAGCCAGCUUUCCCUGCUUCUUACAUUCCACCCUCUCCCCCUACCCCUCCUGUUCCAGUACCCCCACCAACAUUACCCAAGCAACAGAGCUUCUGUGCAAAACCCCCUCCCUCUCCACUGUCACCGGUGCCCUCGGUUGUGAAGCAGAUAGCCAGCCAGUUUCCACCCCCUCCAACUCCCCCCGCCAUGGAAUCUCAGCCCUUAAAGCCUGUCCCAGCAAAUGUAGCUCCACAGUCUCCGCCUGCAGUAAAAGCAAAGCCCAAGUGGCAGCCCAGCUCCAUCCCAGUCCCUUCUCCGGACUUCCCUCCUCCCCCUCCUGAAAGCAGCCUGGUGUUUCCUCCUCCACCCCCAUCACCUGUCCCAGCCCCACCACCACCACCACCUCCACCCACAGCUUCUCCUACCCCUGACAAAAGUGGAUCUCCAGGCAAAAAGACCAGUAAGACAUCCAGCCCUGGGGGAAAGAAACCACCCCCAACCCCACAGCGCAACUCCAGCAUUAAAUCCAGCAGCGGUGCAGAACACCCCGAGCCCAAGAGACCCUCGGUGGACAGUCUAGUCAGCAAGUUUACACCGCCAGCAGAAUCAGGGUCUCCCAGCAAGGAGACCCUACCACCUCCUGCAGCACCCCCCAAGCCUGGAAAACUCAAUCUUUCUGGAGUCAACCUUCCUGGAGUUCUCCAACAAGGGUGUGUGUCAGCAAAAGCCCCUGUUCUGAGUGGGCGUGGAAAGGACUCCGUGGUGGAAUUUCCUUCUCCUCCAUCCGAUUCUGAUUUUCCACCCCCUCCACCUGAAACAGAGCUUCCUCUGCCCCCCAUUGAGAUUCCAGCAGUUUUCUCGGGAAACACCUCUCCAAAAGUGGCAGUCGUUAAUCCUCAACCACAACCAUGGUCUAAAAUGUCAGUGAAGAAGGCCCCUCCACCGACACGACCCAAACGGAAUGAUAGCACCCGCCUCACUCAAGCUGAGAUUUCUGAGCAGCCAACAAUGGCCACAGUUGUGCCACAAGUGCCCACCUCUCCCAAAUCCAGCCUUAGUGUCCAGCCUGGAUUCCUGGCUGACCUCAACAGGACACUGCAACGAAAGUCCAUCACUCGGCACGGCUCGCUCUCCUCCUCUCGCAUGUCCAGAGCAGAACCAACAGCCACCAUGGAUGAUAUGGCAUUGCCUCCGCCACCCCCUGAACUGCUGUCUGAUCAACAGAAGGCUGGUUACGGAGGCAGUCAUAUAUCAGGUUAUGCAACGUUGCGGAGAGGACCCCCUCCUGCUCCCCCCAAAAGAGACCAGAGCACCAAGCUGUCCAGAGACUGGUAGCCACCAUAGGACUUUAUUUUCAUGAUAUCUGUAAUCACUUCUACAAUCAGCUCACCUGAUCAUCUGUGAAUUCAGGUGUUCAGAGCCUCCUGGUAUGAUGUUAUUCAGGUAGUGUCCAGCUACGUGUGUAUGUGUGUGUGUACACGUGCAUGUACACAGAGCUGUACGGUGUAUGUGUGUAUAUAUGUAUACAUAUAUGUAUGUGUAUGUGUAUAUAGAGAGAGAGCUGAGAGUUAUUCUAUUUAUUCGUUUUCUCUCCUAAUCUGAAAAUGGGUGUUCUGUAUUUUGGGUGGAAGAGGCAUAGAAGGGGAUGUGUGUUGUCUCUUAAGAUUUCUAUAUCAUGUGGAUUGGACCAAAAACUUCUAAUCACUUAUUUGGAAGGUAUUUAUAAGUGUCUGUCCAUGUGUAGCCUAUUCGUGCAUGUUGUGUAUUAUAUAACUAAGGAAUAGAUGGACAAUGUGCUAUUUCUGGUUGAGAAAAGUCACCAGAAUGUUUGGUGUAUCUAUAAGGCUUUUGUGUUUGUUUUUCCCCAGUUGGCUGAAGUUAGAAUUGCUUGACUGACACUUCAUUGCUAUACAUAAAGGGGCACUUUAAAUCAGGAAAAUCUCUCAGCUUCAUAGAACGGGUAACUAGUGCAGGAUGGGGAAAUGUUCACAGACAUCAUCUGUAUGUGGUUGUGCAUAGAAAGUAAAUACAUGGCGUAAUUAACUCAGCUGUUCUAGCUGCAGUACUGCUGCAGUGAUCCACCCACAUUUAGGAUGUGCUGACAGGUAAGCUCUUUGCCUACAAUACAUGGAUAAUUAGUGCUAUAAUUCUGGAUAGUUCCCUUUUAGUACUGUUUUAUGAAGCUUUAUCAACUUGGCUUCAUGAUCCUCACUUUGAUUGAUUUUAAGAGGAUGGACAACACAGUUAUCUCCGUAAUGUUCUGUCCCAGUAUGUCUUUGGGUCACCAGUUACCUUCUUAAAAUAUAUGCUUUAGGUAGAUGUUAUUACAUAUCUGUAGACAAUUAGUAUACGAAAUAUACACAUCCUGUGCCCCAAUAUGGUGCAUCAUUACGAAAAACAAAAUCAUUUUCUAAAAUGCAUUUUUUGAGCAUUGCUUUAUAGAAGGGAAGGGUGAUGAGAGAACAAAACUGGCCCCUGUACAGGUGUCAUUAAUUUGGUUAUAUAUGGGUUAUAAUAUGUAAUACAAAAAACUCAUUAAGUAUGGGACUACAUGGAGAGGGAAGACAAUUUCAUUUAUAGCUACUGGGGCUACCAGGACCCUUGCUGACUGCAGCCUGGUUGUGAUUAGUUCAGGUUACUAGGUGUUCUGAUGGAGUGGGACAGUCCAAGUCCAGUAACUGACAUUAUGUUUGGUGCAUGUGCAGUUUGGUAUAACAUGGAGUCAGUGCUCUAAUGACACACUAUACUUCUAUAUGCUUUUUUCUGUGAAUUUUCCUUGGUACAUGAGAGAAAUAAGUACUGUCUUAUCAACUUAUGAUAAAUUGGACUAUUAGGAAUAAAACAAUCUUAGAGCAGCUCCCAAACAAGAGAAUAAAAAUGGGCCAUCCCAGCACUUAUAAGGGGGGCACAUCUUGUAAUGAAAGUCUGUGCCUAUUGUUAAUGAUUACCAAUGCAAACUGCAGAAAUCAGUUGACAUUGUCCCACAAGGAAAAAGUGAUGCCAGUAAAGUGGGGGAAGAGAUGGUAAAUAAUUCUAGAAUGAGCAAAAGUGCUUAAUUAGUACAGUAUACUCAAGUCUUGCAUAACUCACACUCCACGAAAACCGCAUCAUAAACAGAGAAUGAACAGCACCUCUCCAUUGCUACAUCUCCAGAAUAUUGUUCAGUAUGUUCAUGUGGCUAUGGAGCAAUAUGUGCCAUUAAUUUUUGGGUCUUUCAAAUUGUUUACCAAGUUUUGUGUUUGAUAUUUAUGAAGUGAUCUUUAACACAUCUGCAUUGUUAAUUUAAGCAUGCACAGAAAUUUGGGUAAUGUUUGAGUAGAUUGCCAAGCGCUGUGAUUCAUGAAUGUAUUUCUCAUAGUCUUCUGCCUGCAGUUUUAUAGUUUGAGGGGCACCCAUAUUUGUGGGUUAGAGUUAAUAAGAAUAUGAAUCCAGUUAUCAAAGUAUUCAUCCCUGAGGUUUUGAGUUUUAUUGUGGUGGUGAUUUUCUUAUGAGAAGGUAGACAACUUCAGUUUUUCUUGAGGGGGAAAAAAUGUACCCCCCAACCUUUUUUCACCCAUGAUUUGAGCCCAAAAACAACAGCCUCUGUGUUUUCAGUGCAGGAUUUCUUGGAAUUUCUUGCUUGUAUCAAUCCUGAUGAUAGCCAUCCUGAACAGAUGCUUCUGGUCUGUUUUCCUGGAAGAGCAGACAUCCUUUUGAACACUAAUGAUGCCAGGAAGAGAGUAAGGCUAGAGGAGGAGACUGUCAUUUUAACCCCAAUCCAGUGGCUUGUCUGACAACAGGCCAUUUCCCUUUACAUUCCUCCACAGACAGAAAUGGCUAUUAAAAAUGUUUUAACCUCAUGUAUGAACUGAAUUUUAAAAAACCACUAAAGUGACUUUAUACUUCUGUUUUACUCCCUAGUGGGUUUUCUUUAAUUUGGGUUUUUGUUGGGAUGUAGCUUUUCCUAGACUGUAUUUCUGUAGCUCUUUUUCUCUGGUGUAUUCAUGGAAAGCAUCUACUGCCGGAUGACACUAGUACUGUGCCUUCUUUCACUGCCCUCUGCUCUGCAGCUCUCACCCAGCUUGGCUGCUUCAAGUCUGUGCAGUUGACUUGGCUGUACUGAAAAGUGAACAGCAUGGAUUAACUCAUCCUGCUGCUGAGGGCAGUGCAAACAGGUGCUUAUUAGAGGUAGUGACUUGCUUAAUUGGUGACACUCUUAAUUUCUACUAGAGAUAAUUUCAAAAUAGAAUCACUCUAUGCUUAAAGUUUUGGCACCAAUGCUGUAGGGCAGCAGAAUCUAUUCUCAGUAAAAUAACUUAAGGUUUAUUAGAUAUUCUGUAUUGGAUUUUACCAGCUUGACUUUUACUGCUCAAAUGCUUCCCCCGCCCCGCCUUAGAUGCUGUAAUUCUCUUGGGAAGAGUAACUAUUCUUAAGGUUUUUACAGAUACCCCCUUAGUUGUAAAUUGGAUAGUUUAAAUUUCUGGGACUUUUUAAAUGAAAAAGAAUGUAGAAUGUUAAGUUACAAAAGACUUUUCAUCAGAAAAUUUCAAACGAAGUAAACAUGGCAUUUUGUAGUCCUCUGAAAUCUAGGUGCUCCCGCCCACCAAAGGCAUGUCCUGCAAAGGGCUGUGAACUAUCUUGGUGAACUGUCUUGGGUCCCCUUUCCAUGUAUGUUUUCUUGUCACUGAAAACAACGCUGAGUUUAUCAAGAAAAUUUAAAUUGGGGGAUCAUAAUAAUUCCAACCAAGCGACAACUUUGAUGUCAAGGUUAUUAGGAGCUGUACAUCCAAUUCAAGUUUUAUUUGCUGCUAUUCUGGGAGAAUAAACUUGUAUAUGGAGAAUAAACUAAUAAACUUGUAUCAAGGAAAUCCAUAAAGUUAUAAAUUAGCCUGAAAAAUAUUUCAGGUAAUGGUGUGGAUUGGUCUGCUUUGACUAUCAGCCACCAACAGAAAUCUGUCACCUUUGUUCCUCAGCUAAAAGUAAUUUUGUUAUAAACACAAAGUGGUUUCAAACAGGUAAAAAACCCAUUCCUAUUUUUGUACGUUACCAAAAGUUUUUCGUAUACCUACAGAGCUAACUAAUUAUAACUGAUUUAAUCCCACUCCAGUUUAGACCAAUUAAACCCAUAUGAUCCUGUAUGGUUAUCAAUGUGAUGCCUUGCUUUUCAUAAAAUAGGUAUAAUUGUGUCACACGCUUGAUGAGAGGGUGACUGUGUCUGGGGGAAGAAAACCCUUUAGAUUGCAGGUACCUUUCACUUUGAUUUUUUUUUUUUAAUAUACACUUUACAUUUGUAUAAAUUAUGCAGGGUACUCCUAACCCUGUAGAAAUAUAUGACCUCUCACAAAGUUGAGAUUUGAUCCAAAGAGAAAUGCAAGUAUAAAAGAAUUAGAUACCUAUUAUCUUUUAAGGUUUUUUUUUUUUUUUGGUAGAGAUGGGGGUCUCACUGUGUUGCCCAGGGUGGUCUCAAACUCCUGGCCACAAGUGAUCUUCCUGCCUCAGCCUCCCAAAAUGCCGGGAUUACAGGCAUGAGCCACUGUACCCAGCCUUUCCUUUUAAAAUUCAAAGAGAAAAUUUCUACACCUUUAUCCCUCAAAUACCUUUAUCCCUCAAACACCUUUAUCCCUCAAAUAAAACAAGUGCUCAGUUCUUACCAUGCCCUUGCAAGGUCGAUAUGUAAAAGAAAUCUGAAAUUUAGCUGUAGAAUGAAACUUGAUAAAUAAAAAGAAAAAACAUACAUUUCUCCAGUUGGUUUGCUCUUUGCUUGUUGAAGUAAUAAACCGUUUUAAAGAGAAAAUACUUGCUGUAAACCCCCAGUGCCUUCAACUCUUUUGGCAGAAUAUUUUUAAAGAAAUCCAGCAAGCAAACUUUGAGGUGCUAAUGAAAGUAAAGGAAGGUGGUAUGUCUAGUUUUGGCAGAAAUGAAAAGUGUCUCACGAGAGACAUCACUACCCACAUGGGGUCUGGCUGCUUUCUACCAAAGACAUUUAGAGAAGUGAAUUGAGUCAGGGUGAUGGUGAACACUACAUAUUUUAUAGAUGGUUAAGUUGAGAAGUAAUUAUGUUUAUCAUGGAUGGCUACUAAUACCAAGCUCAUGAUUGUUAAAGCCUCAACGUCUUAGGCAGUAAAACUUGUCUGCAGCACCAAAGGGGGAGAAACCCUUAUAUUUUGCAAACUGUCCAUUCAUUAAAUUUAUUGUAACCUAAUACCAAAAACUGCCAUUUUUCAUAUUUCCCCACCUCCUACUUUUUUUUUUUUUUUUUUUUUUGCUACUUGUAAAAUAACCCCUUCUAGAAAAUAAGCAUUAACUGGAAUGUUUCAAAUAAUUUUGCUUCAUUUUACUAUCAGCCACUAGUGAACUCUUACAGAGAUGUACAUUUAAGAUAAAAUUAGCUUGUGCUAAGUGUUGUAAAAACAUUGUUUACUGUUAAAGGAGAAUUGCACAUUAUAUUUAACUGGGAUUGCUCCCUCCCUCAGUUCUUUAAAAAAAGAGUCAAGGCUCACACCAACUUGUAGGCUGUGGGAGCUUUGCCAUAAGUAGAUACAAUGUAGAAAUAUACUUUUUUAAAGCAUGAAAAAGACAAGGAACUUCAUUAUAAUGUACCAGGUAGAGGACAUUAUUAUUCAAAGGAUUGUGCACAGCUCAGUGAAGAUGAAGUUACAAUUUUUCUUGCAGCUUUGUUGCUAUUAUUUUCUUCUGCAUAAAUGUAUGCUCAUUUCAUUAUGUGCCUUGCUCCCUGAUUGUGCAAAGCUAUAUAUAGAUAUAUAUAGAUAUAUAUAUGAGAGAGAUAUAUUCAGUACUACUGAGGAUGUUUUUGUUCUGCUGGAUUAAGUUAUUUUCCAAGUUACUCUUGCCAGUUAUGUCAGUAAACUAUUGUAAUGGCUUAGCACACUAGUCAUACAGUCAGUGUAAAUGUUUUUCAGUUACAUGUUUUCAUUAUGUCAGCUUAUCAAAUCCUUAAUAAAAAAAUUCAUAGAUUUCAUUUAAA